ACAAGAUGGCGGCAAUAGAUAACCCUCUGGAGAUAGCAGAAGUAGUGGAAAUUGUUCUUCGUUUCCUCCCGGGAAGGUGCGUUUCAGUCGCUGCACAGGUCUGUCAUCUCUGGUGUGAAACAGUGGAGAGGAUUCGAAGAUCAAGAAGAAAAUGUGCCGUCUAUUUAUCUCCAGUUGGCUCAAGCUUCUCAGAAUUUUCCAAGGAAGCACUGGACUUUAUAAGGCAACAGCAAGUCGAACCAAGAGCUUUGAUUCUCUUUUCAGGACAGCUUCCGUCAUCCAGUGCGUCUUUUGUCAAUAACUUUUUGCAGUCAGUGCGAAGCUGUCUCCCAGUGAACUGUCCGUUGAUUGGCUGUACUGGUCUUGGGGUGAUCGGAUCAGAUGAAAGGCGACGAGGUCAGCCGCGAGAAAUAGAGAAUACAGCUGGCUUGUCUCUUUUGAUGUUUCCUCGCUGUGAUGGCCUUGAGAUCAGGGACUUCCAUAUUCCUCUUCGCAACAAGUAUAAGAGAAUAAGUGGUGUCAAAUCAUUUCUUCCUGAUAUGAACCUGCCGGUUCAGUUGGUGAUAGUGUUAGCUCAUCCUUUGUCUCUGGGUAAACUUACGCGUUUGACCAUGGCAUUAAGGUCGAAGUAUGGCGAUGACGUGGUUAUUGUCGGGGGCUACAGUGACAGUUAUUUAUUCUACAACACAGAAGUCACGACUCGAGAGAUUAUUGGCCUUGUCUUAGCUGGAAAUUUACAAUCGUCAUCAGUAAUCAUAACAGGAGGCACAAAAAUGGAAUCUACGGAUAAUCUCUAUGAUUCAAUUCACAGACUUGACAGCUCCAGUGUACCGAAAGAAGACAGUUUUAGUUUGAUGUUUUCAUGCUUUUCAAGGGGUAUCAUGACGUAUGGAUAUGAAAAUGCCCAGUCGUUGGCAUUUAACGAUACAUUUCCUACCAACCCUCUCGUAGGAUUUUUUGGAACAGCAGCGUUUGGAUGUGACAGGGAAAAUUUGAAGGCUAGAGGUUUAAAGCCUGGAGGUCGAGAUUUCUUACACGUUGAUGCAACGGUGCUCUGUUUAACCUCACUGGCACUGUAA
Messenger RNA from Pocillopora damicornis (cauliflower coral), 1079 nucleotides. Its product is annotated as F-box only protein 22. Gene Ontology annotation, biological process: protein polyubiquitination; positive regulation of proteasomal ubiquitin-dependent protein catabolic process. The record is from RefSeq and is a predicted model, not a curated record. NCBI's taxonomy places the organism in Eukaryota, Metazoa, Cnidaria, Anthozoa, Scleractinia, Pocilloporidae.